AUGGACGCGCUGCGCUCCGCGGGCCGGGCCCUGCUCCGCAGCCCCAGCGUGCACAAACCAUCGUGGGCCGGCGGGAGGCACCAGAAGCUGCCCGAGAACUGGACAGACACGAGGGAGACGCUGCUCGAGGGGAUGCUCUUCAGCCUCAAGUACCUGGGCAUGACCCUGGUGGAGCAGCCCAAGGGGGAGGAGCUCUCUGCAGCCGCUGUCAAGAGGAUCGUGGCCACCGCCAAAGCAAGUGGCAAGAAGCUGCAGAAGGUGACGCUGAAGGUGUCACCCCGGGGGAUUGUGCUGAGGGACAGCAGCACCAACGAGCUCAUCGAGAACAUCUCCAUUUACAGGAUUUCCUACUGCACGGCAGACAAGAGCCACGACAAAGUGUUUGCCUACAUUGCCCAGAACCAGCUGAACGAGAGCCUGGAGUGCCACGCCUUCCUGUGCUCCAAGAGGAAAAUGGCUCAGGCUGUCACCCUGACUGUGGCUCAGGCUUUCAGAAUUGCCUUUGAGUUCUGGCAAGCAGCAAAGGAAGAGAAGGAGAAGAGGGAAAGAUCCAUCCUGGCAGCAGAAGGGACGAGCAGCCCUGGCUCAGAAACUCCUGCUCAUCCUGUGCCAGCAGCAGCCAUGGGGACCCUGCUGGAUUUGGGGGACCCUGCCAGGUCCCCCCUGGGCAGCACCGAGUCCCCAGAGCUGGACAACAGCAGCUUUGGGCCCAGCCCCUCGGUCAACAACAACGUGGUGUGGGAAAUGGAUGAUGGUCUCGACGAGGCGUUCUCAAGGCUGGCCCAGUCCAGGACAAACCCCCAGGUUCUGGACACGGGGCUGUCAGCUCAGGACAUGCAGAGUGCAGAGACUCUGUCCCCUGUGGACUGGAACAAACUGGAGCCCAGCACGGCAGAGAAGGACGAGCUGUUCAUGUUCUGAGGAGAGGAAAAGCUCCAGGGGAUGCCACAGCCCAGUUUAGACCAAAGCUUCACCACGAGCCUAACUCGGAUUUUUCUACCUUGCUUUUCUCUAAGCCACCAGACGCUUUUGGAUUUUAUUUAUUCACGGUUUACAAAGUUGCUGGGAGGUGUGGGGAGCACCUGCAGCAGUUCCAGCUCCUCCUGGGCACCACCAAAGCCCCUCUGGGAGCAUCCCCAGCCCAGGGCUGGGAUGCAAAGGCAGCUCCAGGCGUUCCUGAUCCCCCCAGUGUGGAGCAGACACAGCACCUGCCUGGCCAGGAGGGUUUGCAGCAGCUGCUGCCAGCGAGGGAGCAGAGAGGGAGCAGAGCUUUUGUCCCAGGGGCUGUGGCCCAGCUCUCAGUCACCCUCGGGGAAUCGACGCCUUUUUAACCCAAAGACUCCAAAGUUUUGCACUUUAAAACUUGAACUGAAAGCAAUGGUCCGAAUUGUCAAGGUAAGCAGUGCCUGGAACUUCUCUUCAGAAGCUAAUUACCCAAAAAUAAUUACCCAAAAAAUAAUUACCCACCCUGGCCAUGCUGCAGCCCUGGCUCCAGGCUGACCCCUCACUCUGAUACCACUCGAGGUCCCGAAGCUCCUUUGGCUUUAAAAGCAGCAGGGGGGGAGGAUUUGUUUGGCUGAAUUGUGCUGGGAAGGGCAGCAGGAGCCGAGAUCCUCGUUCCCAGGAGCAGUUCCUGGCUAGGAGCUGUCCC
Molecule: messenger RNA, 1651 nt
Organism: Sturnus vulgaris (Common starling)
Lineage: Eukaryota; Metazoa; Chordata; Aves; Passeriformes; Sturnidae
Gene: LDLRAP1
Product: low density lipoprotein receptor adaptor protein 1
Cellular component (GO): early endosome
Source: RefSeq, a predicted model, not a curated record